This is a messenger RNA of Megalobrama amblycephala (Wuchang bream), 2330 nucleotides long. RefSeq names its product riboflavin kinase (gene rfk). Gene Ontology annotation, cellular component: mitochondrion. NCBI's taxonomy places the organism in Eukaryota, Metazoa, Chordata, Actinopteri, Cypriniformes, Xenocyprididae. Gene Ontology annotation, biological process: FMN biosynthetic process; riboflavin biosynthetic process. Gene Ontology annotation, molecular function: riboflavin kinase activity. The record is from RefSeq and is a predicted model, not a curated record. Bases 311 to 796 code for a protein of 161 amino acids. The transcript has 4 exons.
AACAGGAAAUGCGUAGCAAGGUCGUUGUGGAAAAAACUGCUAGUGUGAUGAGUGCGAAACUCACCGGGUACAUUACUGUGAGGAUCAACGUACUGACCUGUUGUAUCCCAGAAGAUAUCGCUUCUUCAUUUAGUCUCAAGAUUCAAAACAGCUGGGAUUGAGACUUAAAGGCUCUUCAUUAUCAAAACGAUAUUCACUGGCUGAAAACGAGCACGUUAGAUAAGAGAGAAGAGUCUAGAAUCAGCAGGGUCACUGUCCGCACCAGAACUGUCAACUGACUGGAUCAGUGAAUCACUUAAAACGCGUUGUCAUGAGGAGUUUGCCUUAUUUCUGCCGGGGACAGGUUAUCCACGGAUUCGGACGGGGAAGCAAAGAACUAGGCAUCCCAACAGCAAACUUCCCAGAGUCGGUUGUGGACAACCUCCCUGCUGACAUCAGCACGGGCAUCUACUACGGAUGGGCACGUGUGGGUAAAGGAGACAUUCACAAGAUGGUGAUGAGCAUCGGCUGGAACCCUUACUACAAAAACACAAAAAAGUCUAUGGAAACGCAUGUGAUCCACACGUUUAAGGAAGAUUUCUACGGUCAAAUAUUGAGUGUGGCCAUGGUUGGUUACAUUCGCCCUGAGAGAGGAUUCACAUCGCUUGAUGAGUUGAUAGCAGCGAUUCAUAGUGACAUUGAGGAGGCGAAGACAAAGCUUGAUCUGCCUGAGCACUUGAAACUGAAAGAGGAUAACUUCUUUAAAUCGUCCGUAUCGACAACAGCCAAUCAGAUCUUGAACGGUCAUCAACUGUAACACUCACUCAUGAUCACCUCUAUUUAAAGCCAGUUUAUAUCAUAUGCAAUUUGUUGUUAUUUAUGUAAAAAGAAGAUGUCUGUCCCCGAGUGGUGCUCUGGUUAAGUGCAGGCACUGUGUACGUAUGUUCAUAUCAGGUAGCGCUUUUGUUUCUGUAUAUAAAGCAAAAAGAAAGAUGGUUACUAGAAUGACUGAGCUAUUAUCACUGCAGUUCCCAGGUUAAACGUCACAGAGCCCUUCCCAGAAUUCAAUGUUUACCACAGACCUCUUGCAGUGAAGCUAUGCGAAAGUCAAAAUCGGUCUUUGUUGAAAUUCCUCUUUAGUUUGGUCAUUUGCCUCCACCUUCAAUUUCAUUAUUGUUCAAGAAAGACUUUCUUUACAUCAAUAAAAUGCUUUAACAAUAGUUAUAAUUAAUUGGCAGCCCUCCUCUUUGAGAAGAAAUUAUUCUUUUUUUUUUUUUAUGGUUCUCAGAGAACCGUGACUAGAGGUGGAAGUCCAAGGUUGAUGUACAUGAAUGUAAAACUGGGCAGAGAGCGAACAAACAGUGACUGAAGAUACAAUCUGGCUGUACAUAGGUUUCGACUAUGUACAUAUGUAAUAGUACUAAACCUUCACAUAAAAUGGCUGCCUUUUUUUCCUUUUACCUUUUACAUUUGUAAAGAAACCGUAAGAGUCGAGUUAGAACAUGUAGGUUUACAAAUGUCCUUUUUAUUUACCUGUUUCUCCAUGUUGUGUUCCUAUAUAAUGCAUGCUUGAAACGUGCUGCUAGUUUAGUGUCAGACUACAGCAGGGAUGGGCAGCGUUGGUCCUGGAGAGCUGCUGUCCUGCAGAUUUCAGCUCCAACCUCAAUGAAACACGCCUGAACAAACUAAUCAAUGUCUUCAGGAUUACUAAGGCUAAAGGCAGGUGAGUUGAUCAAGGUUGGAAUUAAACUCUACAUGACAGCAGCACUCCAGGACCGACUUUGCCCAUCCCUGGACUACAGCAAUCCUCUGUAAAGGUGUGGUCCUAUCAGUGAAAUUUCAUGGGCAAAAAAAGGUUCAUUGUCAAUAGUGUAGAGAUGUAUGAAGCACAGCUCACACAAAUCACUUUCAAACCAAUCAGCUCUCUGUUGGUCAAAGCAGCGAAUUCACGUGACCAACUUGAACCAGUUGUGAAAUAUGCAUUGGGGAAAUUUUUCAUCCUCACGCGAAAUACCCAAUCACAUGAUUCCUAUUGAUUUUGCCUGUGAAAAUUUGCAAAACAGUGGUAAAUGUGACCACAUCUUAAUGUAGGCACAGAAAAGCCAUACUAUUUAAAACCUUUGUUAAUGCUGUUAUCUUCACAAAGAUGUUUAGACGCUCAUCUAGACAGGACCUUUAUAUGUUAAACUGCUGCUGCUUUAAAUGUUCGGUACUGUGUAUGUGUUUUUUCUUUUCUUUUUUGGUCAGGGCAGUGCCUUAGAUAUGUGAAAUCGAACACUAACACACAGUGCACAAACAAGCAUUCCUUCAAUGUUGACACCUACUUGUAAGCAUUAAACAAAAAUGCCUUA